Medioppia subpectinata is the source of this 4616-nucleotide messenger RNA. Lineage: Eukaryota; Metazoa; Arthropoda; Arachnida; Sarcoptiformes; Oppiidae. The record is from the annotation of a GenBank genome assembly.
GAUAACUAUUACUAUUACACAACACUUUGUACUGAUUAUCGUUAAUAAUAGUUAAUAAUAAUGAGAGAGCGAUACAAAUGAGUGACACAAUCAUCGCUUGAAUGACAUCCGAGUUAUCGAUAAAAGCGUUAAAUCAGUCGACAAUUACGUGAAGAGGAAGCGAAAGAGCGAUGUCUUUGUCGUCUCCGCCAUCGGAUCCGUUUGUGGUGACGCCCGACCAGAAGGCCCGAUACGAGUCACAGUUCGUCCGCAUUUGUAACUCGAGGUCGGAGUUCAUGAGCGGUGAUCAGGCGAAGAACGUGAUGCUGGCCUCCGGUCUGCCGCCCAAUGUGUUGGCCCACAUCUGGUCACUCGCGGACGUGGACUCCGACGGCCAGAUGGACAUCAAUGAGUUCUCCAUCGCUUUGCAUCUCAUCUCACUUCGACUCAGAGGCGUUGAUUUGCCACAAACUCUGCCACAAUCUCUUAAGGUUUUGGUCGAAACGCCCGCUUUCGCCGCGUUUACCGAUUUCGGUUCGUUUGGUGUCCCCAACGCUCCCACACAGCCAUCGAUGGCGGCCACAGCUGUCAGUUAUGCUACAAAUAUGACGUCUUCAGCACCGCCUCCCCGACCGGCGCCACCGGCGGCCGACAUGAAGGUUCAGCGCUCGGGUUCUAUCACUUCUGGCGAUUACCCGAACUCUAUGUUACUGACGGAAUGGGCGAUCCCUCAGCCCUCGAAACUCAAAUACACCCAACAAUUCAAUUCGCACGACAGGACGCGAACCGGUUUCCUGACCGGACCUCAGGCCAGGAAUAUCCUGAUUGAGUCGAAAUUACCGCAACCAGUAUUGGCACAGAUCUGGAACCUAUCGGACAUCGAUUCCGAUGGAAGGCUUACUUGCGAUGAGUUUGUCGUUGCCAUGCAUUUAAUCGAUUGCGUCAGAGCUGGCGAUACACUGCCCACUGUAUUGCCUCCCGAUCUCAUUCCGCCCUCAUAUCGGCGCAAGAGGUCUCUGUCGGGUGUGACGGCUAUCCCAACCAUAUCACCGGCGAUGGCGCCCGCAGUGGACAACAUCGCCGAAGAGUCGGCACAAUUUGUGGCCACUUUUGAGGACAAGAGGCGCGAGAACUUUGAGAAGGGUCAGGCAGAGCUCGAUCGGCGCCGUCAGGCACUCCUCGAGACCCAGAAGAGGGAACGCGAAGACAGGGAACGAAAGGAGAGGGAAGAGCACCAAAAACGGGAACAAAUCAGACUGGAACAGGAGAGGAAACGUCAGGCAGAACUCGAACGACAGGCGGAGAGACAGCGAGAGAUGGAGACCGAAAAGGAAGAGCAGAGACGCAAACAACUGGAACAGAGAGAGGCCGCCAGACGUGAGAUGGAAAGGCAGCGAAUGAUUGAAUGGGAAAACACCCGAAAGCAGGACUUAAUCAAUCAGAAGAUUAAAACACAGGAAGAGGUACUGAAACUUAAGUCUAAAAAGAAGUCAUUGGCGUUGGAUAUGGAAAGAGUGAACAAUAAAUUGAAUGAAUUGAACGGAACGGUCGCCGAAACGCGUAAAAAAGUUGUCGACAUUAAGGCUGAUAUCGAUUCGAUGCGUUUGGAAAGGGACCAGAAGUUGGGACUUCUCAGCUCUAUUAAGGCUCAGAUCAAGGCUUUAAAUGACCGCCAGUUAUACAUUGAACAGGAGAAGCUUAAUCUCACUCAACAACUCAAGAAUACCGCCGCCGCCGCAGGUGUGGAGAACGCGGGCACCGAUCAGUUUGCGCUACAAAAUAAGCAAAUUAUGAUAAAUCAAUUGAAAUCACAAAUAGAACAGUUUGAAACUGAAAAGACCACCAAAAUGGCUGAUUUGGCCAAUAAUAACACACAAUUGACUGAAUUAAGGGAUAAUUUGAAGCAAAUGAUUGAGAAGACGACUCAAUUGGCGAAUGCAUACGAUAUGAAACGCCUGGAGGCGCAGGAAUUCCGGGACUGUCAGAGCGUACACGUGAACGAAGAUGUGAACGCCGGUUGGGGUCAAGCGGUGCCAACAGUUGAGUGGCCCACAGAUAACAGCGCGUUGAAGAGUAGCGCAACGGUCACUAAAGUCAAAUAUAAGUGUCUCUACGCCUUCACAGCCAGAAAUCAGGACGAGUUGACUGUAGAACCGGGAGAUAUAGUUAUCGUCGAUCGGAGCGCGUGUUCUGAACCGGGAUGGCUGUCGGGUCAGGUGAGAGAUCACGUCGGAUGGUUUCCCGAGGCUUAUGUCGAGCUCAUGGAAGGCGAGUCUAUUAAAAACGAAAGUGACACCAAUUUUGAACUCAGACGCACUCCUCUCGAGGGUAUUGCAGAAGAGCCCCAAAAUGGGAACGAGUCUGAAGUGAUUGCAACCAAAGUUUCGACUCAAUUCUCAGCGCCCGAUGAUUCGAGUUUCCAGCCGUCGAUCGCGGAUCCAAAGAGCUCGGAGUUAACGGCGGACACCAUUAAGGCUGUGGCACAGUAUCCCUGGAAAGCCAAAGAAGACAAUCACUUGUCGUUUGCAAAGGGAGACAUUAUAAUAAUCAAAGAGCAACAGGACAUGUGGUGGUUCGGACAGAUUGGCGACACGUCUGGUUGGUUUCCAAAGUCAUACGUAAAGCCUAUAGGCGAGGGCGGGAAUGUCGCUCAGGAGGACGAGUAUUAUCUCGCAUUAUAUCCAUUUGAAUCGCAAGAACCGGGAGAUCUGUCUUUCGAGGCCAAUGAGUUGAUUAAAGUGGUGAAGAAAGAGGGCGACUGGUGGACAGGCGUUAUCAGCGAUCUGAGACAAGGCGUCUUCCCAUCCAAUUACGUCCGAUCGGCACAACCAGAAGAAAUUCCCAACCCAGUCCUAACAGAGCCCAACAUACCAGCGCCCAAAACUACUUGUGCGCCUCCGUUUCAGAGCCAAAUGUCGGCUCCGACUCCCCCUCCGACCAGUGAUGGGGAAAAGUCGAAGCUGAAGAAACUGGAGAUCGUGACAGUGAUCGCGCCCUAUAAGGCCACGGGUCCCGAACAGCUGAGUCUCGAGAAGCAACAGCUGAUCCAAGUGCGGAAGAAGACAUCGUCCGGUUGGUGGGAGGGAGAGAUGCAGGUGAAGGGCAAGAAGAAACAGGUCGGUUGGUUUCCCGCCUCUUACGUCAAGGCGUUAAACCCGUCGAGUGGGUCGGGAGGUUCGUCCGCCCGCUCCACACCCGACCCCAUCAGACAAAAGGCUUCCGACGAUAAGGAUUCCGAGAGAGUGAUAGCAUUGUACGCAUUCCGCGCCCAACACGACGACGAGUUAACGUUUGAAACGAAUGACAUAAUAAAAGUAUUAGCGAAAGAGGACACGACGUGGUGGAGAGGACAGCUCAUCAGCACCGGUGCCAUAGGACUCUUCCCAUCAAAUCACGUCGAGAUAUAUCGCGAACAAUCGCAAGGAAUUGACGAACAGAUUAGUGAAUAUGAGUACAACUCAACUGAUGUUCACAGCAAUGGCUUUAACAGUGACUUUGAUGAUGACGACGAUGAAGAGGACACGACUGGAUCCGAGUAUAGUAUUACAGACGACGAGAGGAAACGUCAGAACCAUAUAAAUGAGUUUAUUUCUUCCGAAAAUGCAUACGUUGUCGAUAUGGCUAUUGUUAUCGACGUAUUUCAAAAGCCUCUGAAAGCAAAGAAUUGCUUAACAGAUGCCGAGUCUGAGUCAAUAUUCGUGAAUUGGCCUAAAUUAGUGAAAUGCAACCAAAAGUUUCUAAAAGCCCUCCGGAUUCGUAAACGCAAUGCUAUUGUUAGCAAUAAUAUGACAAUAAUUAACGAAAUAAGUGAUAUUUUUUGCGACCAUUUGACACUAAUGUCCGACCAAUACGUAAAGUACUGUUCGCGUCAAUUGGCGGCCGCGAGACUCAUACAAAACAAGACCGAAAACGAUACCAAUUUCAACGACACCGCGAAACUGUGUUCGCAGGACACGCGCGCCAACCGAUUGCCGCUCAGCAGUUAUCUCCUCAAACCGAUGCAACGAAUCACAAAAUACCCGCUACUUAUCGGCAAAAUACUAGAACACACGCCAACCAAUCACUCCGAUUACACCGACUGUCAAAAAGCCCUCAAACUAUCGCAAGAGUUAUGUAAGCGCGUCAACGAGGCCUGUCGUAACACCGAAGACGCCCAACGACUACAAUGGAUGCAAACACAGAUCAAAAUUGAUGGCAUCGAUCAAAAUAUUGAAUUCAAUUCAGAGACCAAUUGUUUAGGUCGCCGAGAUUUACUACAAUCGGGAACUCUUAUUAAAGCCAAUUCUGGCCGCGAAUUGAUUGCCUUUUUGUUCAACGAUUUUCUGAUGCUUACGACUGCAUCGAAAGAAUUGCCCAAAAUAUCUAAUGUAUUCGCCUCUGAGAAGGCUCUGUCCUGUACUUACAGGAUAUACAAAGAGCCCAUUCUUCUCAAUGACAUUACAAUUACAGAAUUAUCUCAAUUUGAGACCAAUUUAGACCCCAAUCUAUUCCGAAUUCACAUCAAUUCUAAACACAAGUAUUUGACAUUUAAAGCCAAUUCAACGAAUGAGCGCUCGCUUUGGCUCAAAUCACUCGACGUCUCGAUAAGACAUUUCGGAGACGUUGAAAGACUUGAAUUGUCGUCCAAUAAAGCAAUA